Calliphora vicina (urban bluebottle blowfly) is the source of this 3664-nucleotide messenger RNA. It is a transcript of the gene smid, whose product is annotated as nuclear valosin-containing protein-like smid. The coding region runs from base 92 to 3223 and encodes 1043 amino acids. NCBI's taxonomy places the organism in Eukaryota, Metazoa, Arthropoda, Insecta, Diptera, Calliphoridae. The transcript is spliced from 10 exons. Gene Ontology annotation, molecular function: preribosome binding; RNA binding; ATP hydrolysis activity. Gene Ontology annotation, cellular component: nucleus. Gene Ontology annotation, biological process: ribosome biogenesis. The record is from RefSeq and is a predicted model, not a curated record.
UUCCUUAAGUGUAACAGAUUUUAUAUUGUAGAAAAAAGAAAACUAUUUUUAAGCCAGUAAUUUGUGAAAUACUUGAGAAUUUAAUUGCAAAAUGAAGAAAACCAAGCCCGUGCUGUAUGAUCCACUAAUUAUUAAUCGAGUAAAACAGUAUUUGGAAGAGAAUAUUGAUAAAACAUACUUGGAUGUGGGUGUAAUGACCAAACAUUUGCAAGAUCGCUAUCCCGAAUACACAAGACGUAAAGUAGCACCAUUUCGGGCAUUAGUGGAACAAGCUUAUCACGUGGUUUCUCAAAGUUAUGGUUUAAAUGAUCCUACAGGUAGUGGAGAUGAAUCUGAUGCCUCAGAUCUAGAAGUUAUGGAUGACUCAUCAUCUAACAACAUAAUGAGCAAUAUGAUGAGCAGUUUAUAUAAUAAUGGUCCAAAGACCAAAUCGACUGCCGCUACUUCGUCGAAUACCACCGCCAAACAACAAUCUGGCGAAGCCAUUGACAUUAGCAGUGAUGAGAGUGGGGAUGAAGGUAAUCCUACUAAAUCAAAUGGCAAAUCUUUAGCAAAAAUAGCGGUGGCUAAUUUGCCGUUGGUAAAGAAUUCGGCAAUAACUGUGACAAAGUUACCACUAAAUCCUGAACGGCCAUCAAACAAGGGAUCAUCGUCCACAGCCUCAACUACAACAGAUUCCAAUUCUUUGCCGCCAUUACAGCCACUCCAACAACAACAACAGCAGCAACAGCAGUCGGGCCAUAAGCGCCAUGAGAAUGUAUCGGGAACGGCAACAAGCGGUGGAGGACAGCCGACGAAAAAACGUAAGUUGGAUGAAACUGGUAAACAUACGACUAUCUAUACGAAAAAUCCUAUGUCAAAUCAAUUCCACAAAUUAGACAAGCACGACAAUGGCAGUAACCCCUAUAUACUGCAGCAGAUGCUGCGGCACAAUCAGCAGCAACGUCAUCACCAAUUAGACAAUCACCGGGAGAAUAGCAAUGAUCCCGAACGUCCCUUUCCCAAUCAUGGCAGUGGUCAACGUUCUCGCAAAUACAAGAAAGAGGUACAAUUGCGCAAAUCACGAGAAUCUUUCCAGGAUAUUGGUGGCAUGGAAAAAACUCUCAAGGAGUUGUGUGAACUCUUAAUGCAUAUUAAGUCGCCAGAUAUAUACUUUGUGUUGGGCCUAAUGCCGCCAAGAGGAAUUUUGUUGCAUGGUCCACCGGGCUGUGGUAAAACUUUAUUGGCCCAUGCCAUAGCAGGGCAAUUAAAUCUACCUCUUAUUGAGAUACCAGCUACCGAAUUAAUUGCUGGAGUUUCUGGUGAAUCUGAAGAACGCAUACGCGAUGUAUUUGAUCAGGCGGCCACCAGUGCACCUUGUGUUUUGUUUAUUGAUGAAAUCGAUGCUAUAUCCUCGAAUCGUUCAAUGGCCCAAAGAGAUAUGGAGCGUCGCAUUGUUUCUCAACUGAUUAGCAGUUUGGACAAUUUAAAACUGAGCGAGGGUGGUCAGUCGGUGUUGGUCAUUGGAGCCACUACACGACCGGAUGUACUUGAUCCCGCUUUAAGACGUGUGGGUCGUUUUGAUCAUGAAAUUGCUAUAGGUAUACCCACACGUAAAGAUCGUAAAGACAUUUUGACAAUAAUAUGCGAGGGUUUGUCGGUGGAACCAAAAUGCGAUUUUGACAAAAUUGCCGAAUUGACACCAGGUUAUGUAGGAGCUGAUCUAUUGGCCCUAGUAUCUCGCGCAGCCACCAUAGCUGUUAAAAGGAAGUGCUCUGAACAAAUGCGUGCUUUCCAGCUUAAGACCCAGCGUAAUAUAACCAUUGUUGAUUUGGAUGAUGACACUGAGGAAGCUGAGAACAAAACUGAAAAAGACAAGGAAAAGGAGAAGGACAAAGAAACCGAAAAGGAUAAUACCAAAGAGGCUGAUGUAGCUGAUGAAGCUGCCUCUAAGGCAGACGAACAAACUAAAGAAACUAAAAAAACUGAAAAAACUGAUGAGGCAGCCGAACCAAUGGCGGUUGAUACUACCACAGAUGAGGCAGCAAAACCUGAUGCAGAGAAACCUGCUGAAUCUGAGGCCACAUCCAGCAAAGACAAAUCCGAUGAUGUCGAAAUGAAUGAUACCACCAAGUCAUCAGAUGCUGUUGUUGAGCCGGCUGAAAAAUCGAAAGAUGACAGUAUUACAAAUAAAAAUGAAGAAACUGAGAAACUUAAACUGCAUGAUCCCACUUUGUUUGAGCUGCUAAACUGGUUGGACAAUCCUCCCGAAGAUAUCACUUUUGUUUCUGAAUUUUGCAUAACUUUGGAUGAUUUCUGUGAUGCUGUGAAAGUUGUGCAACCCUCGGCCAAACGUGAAGGUUUUAUUACUGUACCCGAUGUUACCUGGGACGAUGUGGGCUCUCUACAAGACAUAAGAGAAGAAUUAAAAUUGGCUGUUUUGGCUCCAGUUAAGUUUCCAGAGAAAUUGGCACGUUUGGGUCUUUCGGCACCCUCGGGUGUCUUAUUGUGUGGUCCACCCGGUUGUGGCAAAACUCUUUUGGCCAAGGCAAUAGCCAAUGAGGCAGGCAUUAAUUUCAUUUCCGUUAAAGGUCCCGAAUUAAUGAAUAUGUAUGUGGGUGAGAGUGAACGUGCCGUCAGGGCAUGCUUUCAGAGAGCUCGUAAUUCUUCACCUUGUGUUAUAUUCUUUGAUGAAUUUGAUUCUCUGUGUCCCAAACGUUCCGAUGGCAAUGAAGGUGGUUCGGGUACUCGCGUGGUUAAUCAAUUGUUGACUGAAAUGGACGGUGUCGAAGAUCGCCAAGGAGUAUAUAUAUUAGCCGCUACUAAUCGUCCUGACAUCAUUGAUCCCGCCAUCUUACGUCCCGGACGUUUGGAUACUAUUUUAUAUGUGGGCUUGCCAGAGCUGCAAGAUCGUGUUGAAAUCUUAAAAGCCAAUACAAAGAGCGGCACCAAACCUGUUUUGGCUGCAGACGUUAGCUUCGACGAGUUGGCUUGUUUGACAGAUGGCUAUACCGGCGCCGAUUUGGCUGGUCUUGUACGCCAGGCUUCUAUGUUGGCUCUUAAAGAGUCUAUAAAUAAUACCGAAUUAAAAUUGGAUGAUUUGUGUGUGAAUCAAAGCCACUUUAGAAAAGCUAUUCAUAUGUUAAGACCAUCAGUUAGUGCGCAGGAUCGCAAAGUUUAUGAUAAACUUCGUUUAAAAUAUGCCGCACCCCGAGUACCGAUAGCUGAUGAAAGUGUUGUUUAAAUAUUAAGUUUUGUUUUUUUUUAUAAAUUAAUUUUUACUGUAAAAUUCUUCUUAAUAAAUAAUUUAGUUUUAGAACUAACAUGCAAACAAAUCAACCAACCAACCAAUCAAGCAACUAAUAAUUUCUAAAGUGUAAAACAUUUUUUAAAACAUAAUUUUCAUUUUUAUUUGAUAAACUUCAUUAUUUCUACAGAAAAAAAAAACAAAAUACAGCAACCGCACUUCACAUACAUCAUACGUGUAUUGUUAAAUGUGAAUACAUAUAGUUUUAAUUUAGUUUGUAAUGAAAAGAAAAAGAAAAAUAAGAAAAACAGGAAACAAACAUUUAUUUCAUCAAAACAUUUGAUUGGAUUUUGUGAAAUAAUCACAUCUCAUUUAUGUAUGUAUUUACCAUUAUAUUAUUUACAAAUUAAACUAUUAAUUGAAAUUAAAACACAACAA